ACUGUGUGCCAUCACUCUGGGGGAGGAACGAGGGCCUCCUGAUCAAGGAGUUUCUGUAAUUCCUCACAGACUAGGCAGGCAAAUCCCAGAUUAACCUGACAGGGUGGGAAGAGGAUUAGAAGGGUGGUUACAGGAGGCAACGGAGGACACCAGGGGCUUCAGCAAGUGUGUGCUACGGCGGGACACCCCUCUCAAAACCCAAAGGGCAAGGGAGAAGGCUUCCAAGCUCUACCCCCUGCACAGAAAGGAAAAGAUCAGCAGCAGCCCUGGGAGAUGACAGCUGUGUCCAGAUAGUCAAGAAAGAGAGAUAAGCCUGAGGAAGACGUGGAGCUCAAGAAGGGCGAGAGCGUGCCCGCGUGCACGUGCCCUUGAGCUGCUCCUGGGGGCUGGCAGGAGCAGCCAUGGAGGAAACCUACCUGCUGAACGUGGAGGGGGUCAAAAAGAAGAUCCUGCAUGGAGGCCAAGGGGAGCUGCCAAAGUUGCAGGAUGGGAGCAAGUUCACCUUCCACUUCCAGACGCUGAAGGACAACUUUGAGCGCACGGUGAUCGACGACAGCCGGGAAGCUGGAACGCCCAUGGAGAUCAUCGUGGGCAAGAUGUUCAAGCUGGAGAUAUGGGAGACGCUGCUCAGCUCCAUGAGAAUCGGGGAGGUGGCAGAGUUCUGGUGCGACAUCAUUCACACAGGCAUGUAUGCCCUGGUCUCCAGGGGCAUGAGGAGGAUCGCAGAGGGACGGGACCCCCUGGAAGGGCAGAAGCACCGCUGUGGCAUGGGCAACAUGUUUGACUACCACAGCACAGGCUACGCCGACCUGGACGAGCUGCAGCGGACGCCACAGCCCCUCAUCUUCGUCAUGGAGCUGUUCCGGGUGGAGGAGCCCUCAGCGUACAAGCGUGACACGUGGGCCAUGAAUAGUGAGGAGAAGCUGGCAGCAGUGCCAGUGCUGCACAGCGAGGGCAACCGCCUCGUCCUCCGCAGGGAGUUCGCGCAGGCGGCCGCCAAGUACCAGGAGGCCGUGAUCUGCCUGAGGAACCUCCAGGCCAAGGAGAAGCCGUGGGAGGAGGACUGGCUGAAGCUGGAGAGCCUGGUCACACCGCUGGUGCUCAACUACUGCCAGUGCCAGCUGGAGCUCGGCGAGUACUACGAGGUGCUGGAGCACACGACGGAGCUUCUCCAGAAGCACAACGGUACCUGUGCCCUGCAUCCCACCCCUUCUUGCUCCAAGGACUCUGUCCUCUGGAUCCCCCAGUCGUGGCAAUGCUCGUCCCAUGUCCCUCUGCCUGUGACAGUACCUAUGUCACCUGCAUCCCCACGUCCGCUGCAGAACCCGUGUUCCAGUUUCCCCUGCCUGUGACAGUGCCCA
Messenger RNA from Myiozetetes cayanensis, 1361 nucleotides. RefSeq names its product aryl-hydrocarbon-interacting protein-like 1. NCBI's taxonomy places the organism in Eukaryota, Metazoa, Chordata, Aves, Passeriformes, Tyrannidae. The transcript has 5 exons. Gene Ontology annotation, molecular function: peptidyl-prolyl cis-trans isomerase activity; protein binding. Bases 402 to 1352 code for a protein of 316 amino acids. The record is from RefSeq and is a predicted model, not a curated record.